GAAAGCCCAAAGUACAAUCGAAAUGCAAAGGACGAAAGUUGGGCUUUUCCACUUCUUUUGCCUAGUACAUCACUCUUGUAGGGCAAUAAUUUCCACUUAUUAUAAUACCCAAUUCAGUCCAAUAAUUUGACCCGACCCGGCCAGCCCAUCCCCUUUUCCCUUCCAAUUACCCUAGCACCAACGGAUAAUAAACUCUCACACGGCUCUCAGCGACGGAAAAGCAGCGGCACAUCGGACGAAUGGCUGGAAAAGCUGCAAAGUCAGUAGCAAAAGCAGUUGGGCAAUAUCAAUAUCCGUGGCAAGAAAAGUUGGUAAAAUACAAGGAUGAGCUUUCAAAGGGAGUUUGGGGUUACUGGGAGCUUGGGGUCUGGAAACCUCUAGGGCUUAGUGCUCGCCAUCGAGCUCGUCUGCGCAAGGAAGUUGUUCUUGCUGGACAUGAUUGGCCAUACGAUCCAGCGAGGAAGGAAAUGAGAACGAAGCAGAAAGGGCACAAGUGUGACAGAAUAUCAGCAGAGAAACGGGCAAAGACAGCUGAACUGAUGCAAAAAAUGCCUGAAAUGUUGGCUGAUUAUAGGAAGAGAAGAUGGGAAAGGAAAAUGAAGGCAGAAGAUGAUACUGCCAGAAAAGCAGUGCAAGAGUAGAUUUUUACCCUUAAGAUCUAUGCAUACUGAUAGUUCUCAGCAAAUUUCAAUUUUUAGGAUAAUGCACUUAUUUACGAUAUCGACGAAGCAUUUCCUUCUUGCAUUGUUCCCGUCCCUGUAUUUCCAAACAUCUGUGCUCAUCUAUACAGUUGCAAUGGGCGUGAAUAAUGGGAUUUACCUGGUGAUUUGUGAA
Messenger RNA from Capsicum annuum, 834 nucleotides. RefSeq lists its product as uncharacterized. NCBI's taxonomy places the organism in Eukaryota, Viridiplantae, Streptophyta, Magnoliopsida, Solanales, Solanaceae. The record is from RefSeq and is a predicted model, not a curated record. The coding region runs from base 240 to 641 and encodes 133 amino acids. The transcript is spliced from 2 exons.